Cetraspora pellucida is the source of this 984-nucleotide messenger RNA. The record is from the annotation of a GenBank genome assembly. NCBI's taxonomy places the organism in Eukaryota, Fungi, Glomeromycota, Glomeromycetes, Diversisporales, Gigasporaceae.
AUGUUAAAUUUGUCAAAUGAUUUGUUUGAUAAUGAUUGGAGCCUAAAACAAACUCCUAAAAUUCAUAGAGCUAAGUCCUGCCAAAAGAAACCAACUAAAGUUCUUAAAUCAGAUUCUUUCCUAAAGCUCUCCAGUAAUGAUAAUGAAAAAAAAGAUCUAAAACAAGAGCAAGAUGUUAAAUUGGAUGCUAAAAAUGUGUUAAAAAAGUUGACCAAUGAUUACCUUGAAGGCCUGAAGUUUGAGUUACCUGAACCCAAGUUUGCAUCAAAUGGACAAAAUAACCUUGGAUAUCAUCUUGGAAUUGAAGUUGACAAGGUGGAACAAGAACCUAAUGAACAAGUAAAAGACAAAGAUGAGUUAGAAGACUUAAUCGAUAAGGACAGCAAUGAUGACAAUGAUGAUAAUAUGAUAUGGGAUGAAGAUGACGAUAGAAAUGAGAUUGAAGAAGAUAAAAACAAACAAAUUGGAGUUAAAAAAGGUGAACAAAAUGGAGACAAAAAAGAUGAAUGUAAUAAAAUUAGAAAGGAUGAAUGUAUUGGAGUCAAAAAGGACAAACGAAUCAGAAUUGAUAAAGAUAAUCGAAAAGUGAUCGAGUACUUUCAAAAAGCCACCAAUAUGGGAAGAUUACCACCAUCUGGACAUAGUCUUGACUCUUGUUAUCAAACCAGAAAAUGGAAGAAGAUUGAAAAACUAAAAUCAUUGAAUUUCAGAAGUCUUGAAGAUGCCUGUGAUGAUUGGAAUAGAAGGGUAAAAAAACUUAAAGUGUUAAUAAAAGAAACAAGAAAAUUGAAAAAGUUUGAUGAAACUCACCUGAAACCAUGUGAUCAACAACAUGAUAAUACAAAAAGGAAAGCCAUCGUAAAGAUUUCGAAAUUGGCCCUUGAAGAAAUGAUUACCAUAUUGAAAAAUGGACCUAAAACAAAAGAAAGAAUAAUGGCAUUAGAGGUGGAACGAAGAAUCAUAAAUGACAAAGGAAUGCCCUAG